Eutrema salsugineum is the source of this 1302-nucleotide messenger RNA. RefSeq lists its product as uncharacterized. Lineage: Eukaryota; Viridiplantae; Streptophyta; Magnoliopsida; Brassicales; Brassicaceae. Bases 1 to 1302 code for a protein of 433 amino acids. The transcript is spliced from 3 exons. The record is from RefSeq and is a predicted model, not a curated record.
AUGGCUAAAAGUGCAACGUUUAGCUUGAAACUUCUCAUUGAUGAGAAGAUAAACAAAGUUGUUUUGGCUGAGGCAGAUCAGGAUUUUGUUGAUGUGCUCAUCAGUCUUAUGUCUCUCCCAAUGGGUAAGAUUGCUAGCUUGUUGGAGAAUCAUAAAAAAUUUCAGACAGUCGUCCUAGGCUGUUACAGAAACCUUAGCAGAAGUGUUGCAGAUAUGGGCAUCGAACAUUUUGAGACUGAAGCCUGCAAGAGUAUGUUACUGAAUCCGAAGAGUAGCAAGGAGGUUCAUUGCAGAAGGCUCAAGCUGAACAUGGGUGAUACUGAUGCCACAAAGUUCUUUAUGUGCGCAAACUUCCUUAAGAAAGAUAACUUAUGCAGCAAUGUGUACAGCAAUUUUAACACCUCAAGAUGUAGUUGUGGAGCUCUGAUGAGCAGUCAGAUUCUGGUCCCAGAAGAAGACCAAGCUGGAGAAGUGAUAGGAAACAGUGAACAUGGAGUGUUUGUCAGUUGCAGAUCGUCAUUCAUUGUGACUGAUGAUCUGAACGUGACGUUGAACUCUAUUAGUGCUGUCAUGAAAGUUCUUCAUGAUAUAGGGUAUCUUGGUUUUAAGGAUCUGCGCGAAACCCUACUUGAUGUAGGGUUCGAAGAGGUGCUGACUCUUUUGGGAUGUUUAUUCACUUCGGAAACUCCCUUGACAUGCGCAUUCCUCGGGAUACCUUGCAUGACAAGGAAGCUCAAAAUGCUAUCCUCUCCUGUUCAAAAAACAGGACGUGUAGAGCCAAGCAGUGCGUAUUCUGUGAAAGUAUUUGUUAGAAAGCUUGAUUGGGAGAUUAUUUAUGCUGAGUGCAAUGAAGACUUCGUUGAUUCUCUUCUCAGUUUUCUGAUUUUCCCUCUUGAGUUGGCCUACUCGUUGUCUAAACAGUCUAAUGAUGAUACUCUUUUGGGAUGUAUCGGAAAUUUGUGCAGAAGCCCUCUGGUGUCGGAAGGUAAAAAAAUUGUGAAAGUGUUUCCAGAUAAUCCAAAAGUAAAGCCUGGAACUUCAUCAAUACGUGGUAGUGGGUUUAUGAAGAGAAACACAAAGUUCAUUGUGUCUAAUGAUCUGACUAUAACUCCGAUGAAUUCAACUUCGACCAUUGGCUUGUUGAAGAAGAUGCAGGUAGACUUCAGUGAUCUAGAGGAGCAUCAGAUUAGCAUUUCCAGAGCAGAGCUCAUCAGCAUUCUUAGAGCUUCCUUGAUCUCGUCCUCUGCAUUGACUAAUGGUCUUUCAUACUUGCUCGUGAAGAAACCAAAGGAAGAAACUUGA